AUGGCUACAGUAAAGUCGUAUGCAAGUGAGGAGGCUGGACGAGGUGACUUUGUCGAAGUGGGAUAUGAACCACUGGACGACCAACGAGCAGUAGCGUUGGUGACACACCCUAAAGCAGGUGCCAUCUCGACGUUCCUAGGUACCACUCGAGAUAAUUUUCAAGGCAAAAAGGUAGUACGGCUCGAGUACGAAGGCUACACGCCAAUGGCAGUAACCGAGCUACGCAAAAUCUGCACCACUCUUCGUGAAAAGUGGCCGGAUGUCGUGGGUGUGGCUUUGUUCCAUCGUCUAGGUAUUGUUGAAGUAGCAAAAGCGAGUGUCGUUGUAGCUGUCAGCUCGCCACAUCGACGGGAGGCGCUGGAAGCGUGCGCUUUUGCUAUCGAUACACUUAAAGCCACGGUACCAAUUUGGAAAAAUGAACAAUACGAAGGCGACGCAAGGGUGUGGAAGGAGAAUAUUGAAUGGAAAAAUGGAAGUAUUGCUAGAUUCAAUGAAUAUCGAAUAAAUGAAAUUGUUAACAGUAUCAUCAAACAACAUCCAGACUUUGUCGGAAACUGCAAAAUUCGGUCAACUCAGUUGGAUCGACUCGUUCGAAAGCUUAUUAAUCAUCAGAGAUCAGCUCAAGAGCCUCCACCAACCACAAAUUCUAUCUUACCACAAGCUGACUAUAAUCGCGUCUCGGAGACACAACUUAAGCAAAUAAAACAGAAAAUGGAUAUCGUUUUUCAGCAAAACAUUCUUCUUCCUGAACAAGCUGGUUAUCAGUACGACAAGCAGAUCAAUUUUCAAGAAGCGACAGAAAGUACCGAUUGGGAUGACUAG
Molecule: messenger RNA, 822 nt
Organism: Plasmopara halstedii
Lineage: Eukaryota; Oomycota; Peronosporomycetes; Peronosporales; Peronosporaceae
Product: molybdenum cofactor synthesis protein 2 large subunit
Exons: 5
Coding region: 1-822 (273 amino acids)
Biological process (GO): Mo-molybdopterin cofactor biosynthetic process
Cellular component (GO): cytosol
Molecular function (GO): molybdopterin synthase activity
Source: RefSeq, a predicted model, not a curated record